This is a messenger RNA of Microthlaspi erraticum, 237 nucleotides long. NCBI's taxonomy places the organism in Eukaryota, Viridiplantae, Streptophyta, Magnoliopsida, Brassicales, Brassicaceae. The record is from the annotation of a GenBank genome assembly.
AUGCCGGCCGAACGCACUCGGCCGGACAGGAAGGGAAUUGGCUUCGCUCGGCCUUCUCUAGGACCGAUCCGGCCGCACGACCGCACCGUCCGACCCGGGAGGAAAUGGACCACGAUCGACCGAGAUCAUCACAUCACGGCUGACCCCGACGGCCGACCACAUGCCUUGCACGGUCGACCCGAUGUCCGCGAACAAGAAGCCCACUUAUGCAGUUUUGACAAUUCUCAGCCCAAUUAA